AUGGAUAUCGACCAAGAUGCCAAUGAUGACAGCCCCGGAGACUUCCAAACCUGGAGCUCAACUUUGCUCGGCUACCUGAACCAAGUCGGAAGUACCAACAAGUUUGCCACGUCCGAGAAAUUCAAGGGUUUCGUCGAUCCUUGGCUCGAGCUCGGAGGCCAACGAGUCUCUCUUCCUCUUGGCCAAGAUGACGUCGAACUUAUCAGGCGUUUUUGCAGCCCAGCUCCCGUUGAAAGAGGGAACGAGGCACUCCACCGAAACGCACAGGAGCUAGACGAUUGGGAGGGCCUGAGGUGGAACACGGAGACUUGGAGGUCUGCAAAGGUGGGGCCUAUCGGUCACAAUUUGCAGAAGAAAAGUUGGGAGCUGGACCGUCGCCGUUUCGAAUUGGCGAACCCAGACUGGGAAGGAUUUCUGGGAAACACCAUUGUUCCCCGCAUCGCUCAGCAACUAGAUCUAUGGGACGUUAGAGCUGUGCUGCAAAAGCUUCUCCUCCACGGGGAGGGGUCUUUCUCCGAGAGUCAAAUAGAUUGGCCAAGCAGUCGUAUUCUAGGCACUCUGGCCGUCUGCUUUCCGUCUCAGCAUAGCGAUGGAGACUUUCAUCUGUCUUCUGGCGACCAGAAGGUUGUCCUUCGCACUACCUUGGGGUCCGAGUCCGACAUUACGGUGCUGGCCUGGCACGUCGACGCUACUCACGAAAUCAAACCUUUGACGCAGGGUUACCGCCUCAUCUUGGUCUAUGACCUUUUCCAAAUUGAGACCGCCGAACGCCAACGAAUGGCCGAUAUAGAACUUAUAACAGAGGAUGUGCAAAUAGUACGCCGCCAACUUUUGGCAUGGCCAACGGGCCCUACCAAGAUCGCCUAUCCACUAUCCCGCGUGCUCAAAGAUGACGGGUACCUAUCCUUUGAAGAUCUGACUGGCCGCAACCGCAAUGUUGCCGUAACCCUGCGCAGAGCUUGUGCCUUGGAUGGAUUUAUCAUGCUUCUUGCAAACAUGACGCGCACCAACAUGGACGUUGACGAGGGUCGGUUAGAAGAAACCAACACGGUUGCCAACGAGGUUUUGACCUGCUCCAGAGAUUUUGUCAUGAGCAGGCUUACACUCGACGAUUCUGAGAUUCUCGGGGUCGAUCGUUUCCUAGAGCAAGAGCUCGACAAUAUGGACGAAAGCGAAUCCACCGAGAACACGAGCAGGCCAGAUACCUUCCGUUACCGCGACCCAGCUAUCAUCAUUGUGCGCGUGGAGGGCCUCAGCUCUCUACUUGACUACCCGGACGCCGAUACCCGUAUUGACCGUCUCGUGUCGUUAGCCUGUGACAAGAUCAAUAGUCCCUCCUGCUCUCAGCGUACGACGUCCAUCAUCCUAGACUUUUUCCUGGAUGCUCUCGAUGCGAUUAGUACCGGUACGGCAUGGAACGCGGCCGGCGUAAUUGCAUACCAGGCUGUGGAACUCGGCAGACAUGACGUUUUCAUGGCAGCAGUUACCAAGGGCAUCACUAACUGGAGUACUCGGAAGCCACUACUAGAAAAACUCUGGAAUAUUGUGGAAAUACGUUACCAAUCGGACGAGGAGGAACACUUCGAUUGGGAAAAGUGGUUUGGUGGAGUUGUGUCGGCAUCGCUCUCGCCGAGGGAAGACCUCGAAUAUGUCUCAACACUCAUAGAAGACGGCUAUACUUGGGAGUCUUUCGAUAAUUUCACAACUUGGGCGUUAGACAAGGCUUUUCAAUACCGCCCCAAGCUCGGACUUCAGGAUCUCGACUUCGUCCUUGACAUGGUGCGUCAACGGUACGACGAAAGCGGCUGGAUCGAUGAUGUUCUUCUACCAACCCUUAAAUCACGAGCCUCGCGUGACCUGCUCUAUGUGUUUCUGGAAACGGUAGCUGAAGAACGAACGGAACCUGAGUUUGCCGGAGCCGUGACUAUGUUCCAAUACUUUCUCAAUCAGAGGAGCAAGAAGCUCAUGCUUCCAAGCUCGAUAUGUUUGGCCAACGAGACGAACGAAUCACCGGAGGAUGCACUCUACCUGGCGGAGACGUGUUGGGAUCAGUUCGCCCGCUUUGUCGAGAAGGGCCUCGAGCUCGGCCUCGUUGAGGAAUUUACCAAGCUUAUAGACGCCAGCUGCGAUCGUUUUCUCAAGGAGGAACCCAUCCCCUCGAAGGAGCACAGGAGCGACGACGGCCAGUGGGACACUUGGAGAAUCUACAAAGCCCUUCUCGUUUUCCUUCUUAAGCCCUUGAAGCUGUAUAAGAGGCCAACGACGCUAUCCCUGAGAAAGUUUGCUACGUCUAUGCUCUUGGACUACAUACUUCCCGAGCCACCAACCUACGCGGAGAAACCGGUCGGCUGGGCGCAUCGAUCCAUUCCUUGCCCCAACGGCGACUGCGAGGAUUGCGGCUCUCUCAACCAGUUCCUUGGGUCCGAGACCCAACAGGUUGGCCGCUUCCCCAUGGAGAAGAAUCGACGCGCUCACCUCCGGAAACAACUACCGCCCAAUCUGUUCAAGUGCAGCAUUGAGGUCCGCAGUUCGCCUCAUACGCUCGUCGUAACCAAGCUCGGCAAACAGCAUGAGGCCCUGAGACGUGAGGAGGACGAGAAGUUUGCCAAGUGGGAGGCCAGGGUGGAAAAUUUCAAGGGAGAACAGAUGCGGGAAAUUCUCGGUGACGAGGCGUACGGGAAAUACAUCCUCAUGAACGAGAUGCGCUGGCAGAGGGACCGAGUGAUGGGAACCGCGGGGAAUAAGCGGUCUAGAGACGAUGGUGAUGAUGGAGAUCUGGAGCGGCUUACCCAGAGACUCCGGCUAUGA
This is a messenger RNA of Scedosporium apiospermum, 2808 nucleotides long. RefSeq lists its product as uncharacterized. NCBI's taxonomy places the organism in Eukaryota, Fungi, Ascomycota, Sordariomycetes, Microascales, Microascaceae. The coding region runs from base 1 to 2808 and encodes 935 amino acids. The record is from RefSeq and is a predicted model, not a curated record. The transcript is spliced from 3 exons.